Messenger RNA from Brassica rapa (field mustard), 1653 nucleotides. Its product is annotated as guanine nucleotide-binding protein alpha-1 subunit. Gene Ontology annotation, cellular component: cytoplasm; heterotrimeric G-protein complex. Gene Ontology annotation, molecular function: G protein-coupled receptor binding; G-protein beta/gamma-subunit complex binding; GTPase activity. Gene Ontology annotation, biological process: adenylate cyclase-modulating G protein-coupled receptor signaling pathway. Lineage: Eukaryota; Viridiplantae; Streptophyta; Magnoliopsida; Brassicales; Brassicaceae. The record is from RefSeq and is a predicted model, not a curated record.
CUCUCUCUGCUCUCUUCUCAGAUUUUGUUUCCUUACUCCCUCAGCUCUUUGUUUUGUUUUGUUUUCUUCAGGUUCUUAAUUUCAUAUUUGCCUUUUCUGCAAUCUUUGUUUUUUAUUAACUCAGAUCUUGUCCUGUCGUGUUUGGAGCGUCUUUCAGGAUUAGGGGUUUGUAGAUCAAUCAGUUGCUGCUUAAUCUGAUGGAAUCUUAGCUUCUGUUAUUGAGAUUGACCAUUUAUCUAACUUCUGUUAGGUUCUGUAGAUUCCUAGUUAAAUUGAUCUUUCUAUUGUUUUAUUUUCUUGGGGAUCUGUAAUUCAAUAAAUUGUUUGUUUUGGGCUUUUUUUUAAUAAGUGUAUUUUGGAAUGGUGAUCAAAAAGGGAUUCAUAAGCAUUUUCAUUUAGUAGGUAGGCACUGCCCUGCUGUGAAAGACAAGAAGCUGAAGUCUAAUUAUUUUUUAGCUAGUGGGAUUAUAUAAAAAAAAGAAGAGAAUAUAUAUAUAGAUCAUGGGCUUACUCUGCAGUAGAAGUCGACAUCAUACAGAAGAUACCGACGAGAAUGCACAGGCUGCUGAAAUCGAAAGACGGAUAGAGCAAGAGGCAAAGGCUGAAAAACAUAUUCGGAAACUUCUCCUACUUGGUGCUGGAGAAUCAGGAAAGUCUACUAUUUUUAAGCAGAUAAAACUUCUCUUCCAAACUGGAUUCGAUGAAGGAGAGCUAAAGAGCUAUGUUCCGGUCAUCCAUGCCAAUGUCUAUCAGACUAUAAAAUUAUUGCAUGAUGGAACGAAGGAGUUUGCUCAAAAUGAAACUGAUCCUGCAAAAUAUACGUUAUCCUCUGAAAAUAUGGCCAUUGGGGAGAAACUAUCUGAAAUUGGAGCUAGGUUAGACUAUCCGCGUCUUACCAAGGACCUCGCUGAGGGAAUAGAAACACUAUGGAAUGAUCCUGCUAUCCAGGAAACAUGUUCUCGUGGUAAUGAGCUUCAGGUUCCCGAUUGUACUAAAUAUCUGAUGGAGAACUUGAAGAGACUUUCAGAUGUCAACUAUAUUCCAACCAAGGAGGAUGUUCUGUAUGCGAGAGUUCGCACAACUGGUGUCGUGGAAAUACAGUUCAGCCCUGUGGGAGAAAAUAAGAAAAGUGGUGAAGUGUACCGAUUGUUUGACGUGGGUGGACAGAGAAAUGAGAGAAGGAAAUGGAUUCAUCUGUUUGAAGGUGUUACUGCUGUUAUUUUCUGUGCUGCCAUCAGCGAGUACGACCAAACACUAUUUGAGGACGAGCAGAAAAACAGGAUGAUGGAGACCAAAGAACUGUUCGACUGGGUCUUGAAACAGCCCUGUUUCGAGAAAACAUCCAUCAUGUUAUUCCUCAACAAGUUUGACAUAUUUGAGAAGAAGGUUCUUGAUGUUCCGUUGAAUGUUUGCGAGUGGUUCAGAGAUUACCAACCAGUUUCGAGUGGGAAACAAGAGAUCGAGCAUGCCUACGAGUUUGUGAAGAAGAAAUUUGAGGAAUUAUAUUACCAGAACACUGCGCCGGAUCGAGUGGACAGGGUGUUUAAGAUCUACAGGACGACGGCUUUGGAUCAGAAGCUUGUGAAGAAAACGUUCAAGCUUGUAGAUGAGACUCUAAGAAGGAGAAACCUCUUGGAGGCUGGUCUUUUAUGA